Molecule: messenger RNA, 663 nt
Organism: Truncatella angustata
Lineage: Eukaryota; Fungi; Ascomycota; Sordariomycetes; Amphisphaeriales; Sporocadaceae
Exons: 3
Coding region: 1-663 (220 amino acids)
Source: RefSeq, a predicted model, not a curated record
AUGCGUCUGAACGUAUAUUUUGCAGGACUCCUUGGUCUUGCCAGCAGCCCACUCCAGAGCCUGGUGACGGCCCGAGCCGUGGGAGACUGGAACCCCACCGCGUCAGAGACUAGAGACAUCACUGCUAGGGGGUUCGACUGGCCGACGCUCAAGAUGAAGGAUAUCGCGGACGACAUCCAUACAGGCAUGGCGGAUGUUGUCUCCGUCAAGAAUGACAAAGGAAAGGAAGUUCUCAAGGCCGACUCGGUCUUCGUGAAGACUCGGGGAGAGCCCGCGCAUGAGCUGGACGUGUACAAGGAUAUCAAGGGAAAGGGAGUCGCCCUUGAUGUGUUGGCUGUCAUCGUCGACGAUGAUGACGAUGACAAGGCUAUUGGCUUUGUCCAGCAUGCUGUCCAAGGCCAGGAUGCGAAGAAGGAAGAUUUGGAGGCCUGUAAGAGCGUGCUCCAGAAGCUUCACGACGCUGGCUGGCUGCACAUGGACCCGAACAAGAGAAACUUCAAGAAGGUGGAUGGCAACUGGCUCCUUUACGACUUCGAGGAUGCCAAGAAGCCGAAUGAUGAUGACGCCUACGACGACGAUGAUGAUGAAGAUGAUCGCAAGCAGAAGGACUUUGCCAAGCAAAAGUCCUCCUUCGAAAGCCCUUUCCCCUGGGGCAAGAACUAA